Salvia splendens (bonfire salvia) is the source of this 714-nucleotide messenger RNA. RefSeq names its product actin-depolymerizing factor 3-like. Gene Ontology annotation, biological process: actin filament depolymerization. Gene Ontology annotation, cellular component: actin cytoskeleton. Bases 133 to 546 code for a protein of 137 amino acids. Gene Ontology annotation, molecular function: actin binding. The record is from RefSeq and is a predicted model, not a curated record. The transcript has 3 exons. Lineage: Eukaryota; Viridiplantae; Streptophyta; Magnoliopsida; Lamiales; Lamiaceae.
UUCUGUGGAAUAUUGUUGUCUGUGAACAUAUUCAUUUCUGGUCUCAUCUCCAUCCACCCCUUUUCUUUCGCAGCCCUAAAAUUUCUCUCUCUAAAUUUCGCCCUCGAUCUUCUCCGAUCAUCCCUCGCUACCAUGGCCAAUUCAGCAUCAGGAAUUGCUGUGCAUGACGAGUGCAAGCUGAAGUUUAUGGAGUUGAAAACCAAGCGAUCACACCGUUACAUUGUUUUCAAGAUCGAAGAGAAGCAGGUUAUUGUAGAGAAGCUUGGAGAACCAGCCCAAACUUAUGAUGACUUUACUGCACUCCUUCCUGCUGAUGAGUGCAGAUAUGCAAUUUAUGACUUUGACUAUUUCACCGAAGAGAAUGUCCCAAAGAGCAGGAUAUUCUUCAUCGCCUGGUCCCCCGACACUGCAAAAGUUAGGAGCAAGAUGAUCUACGCAAGCUCAAAGGACAGGUUCAAGAGGGAGCUAGAUGGCAUUCAGAUUGAGCUGCAAGCAACUGACCCAACUGAGAUGGGUCUGGAUGUCUUCAAAAGCCGCGCAAAUUAAAGUCUUCUAGUGUAGCAGUGGAGUAUGAUACUAGCUCUAUGCUUUGCUCUACAGAAUGUUAAUAGUUUGUGGAACUAUGGUGCUGGCUAAAGCUAUAAUACCUUUCCUGGUCGAAGCUUAUAUUCUGUUAGCCAUAUCUUUAUCUAGAAAAAGCUGUGAUUUUUGAUC